UACGUCUGAACAGCACCUGUCAUUCUUUCUUCAAAAUGCAGUUACAACUCGUUUUAUAAUGCUACGUUUAAAUGGAAGUAUUGGGGUAAAUCAAUCAUGUCUACGAUUCGAAAUCCAUGGAUGUAAACUAUCAGAUUCAAUAGAACUCUUUCCGAGUUUUAAAAGUAAUCGGGUGGCGAUAACAACGAACGCUUUGUAUGUCCAAAAGGCUGCAGUAAUAAUGUCUAUAGGCUAUCCUUUUCUGACAGGAAGUGGCUACAGUUAUACAUGGAUAAUAGAUUUUAAAUAUGAGCACUAUGUGAGACUAAUCUUCACAAACGUCACGUUAAACCAAAUAAAGCAAAAUAAUGACAAUGGUUGUGAAGAUAUGCUUGUUAUAGGGACACACUUACUUGAGCGAUUGAAGGGCGUUCAAAUCAAUACAAAUUUUAACGAAAGAAUAUUUAUUGUUGAAACAAAUAGGACUCUUGUUCUAGUCACCUUUCAGCCGUGCUUUAAUACAUUUAGGGGAAGUUCAUUUCGUGCAGUUGUUAAUCAAGAAGAUAUCCCAGCGUGUUUGUCCAUCGCUUCAAGUGUAGAUUGGAGCCGGGGCAGGAAUGAAGCGUGCACAAAUCCAGAAAUGAUACUUACGUCAAUGUCGAUAUUAAAUAUUCCAUUUGAAAAUUUUGAAGAAAGAUUUAAAAUUCAAGCUCGCAAUCAUCACGGAAUCCAGAUUGAAUUUAUAGACUUUUAUAUUGUCUGUCAAAGAGGAACAUCGGACAUUCGCUCAAAAUUCGCAAUGAUUGAAGGAAAUGGUAAAAAAGAAUACUGCAACGCAAAUAAACCUCCGAAGAUUGUCUACUCGGAGGAAAAUUAUAUCCAUAUUGUGUUUCGAAGAUAUGAUGAACCCAGCCAGAUUUUCUUAGGACGGGAAGGUUUUAGGUUGCAAUUCAGGACAAAAAGUUUUACGUUAGAAAAAUGGACGGAUACAAAUGUCAAUUCUCUGCAAAAAUCGAUGAGGGCUACACAAGUUUGUUCGAAGAAAUUCAGAAAGUGCUACACUGUAUUUCAAUCAUCAAUAUCCUGGUAUGAGGCAAGGUAUGUCUGCUGGCAACGGAAUGAGCAUCUUAUAACAAUACAAUCACAAAAAGAAUUACUGUAUAUAAAUUACCUUCUUCGAGAACAAAGAUACAAAGAUCAAAGAAAUGGCAUAUAUGAUUCAAAAAGUUUCAAGGCACACAUAGGGUUAUUGCGGAGCAUUGAUACGGAUAAAAAAAAUGGAUUUUAUUGGGUAAACAGUCAUGAAGUCACUUUUACUGCAUGGGCAGUUGGUCAGCCAUCAGUUGGAGACUGCACUCGGACAAACUUCCGGUCAUUUAAUACGGACAGAACAUGGGAGACAGAAGAUUGUAAAAAUGAACUUGCAGACUAUUUUAUCUGCCAGACUGAAGAAGAAAAAGGAAAAUUAAACGUUUUCAACAAAGGAAUGUGCAACUCAUUGUCAAAGAAAAACAAAAUUAAAAUCAGUUACUCCUACUCUGGAAAGGCUUGUCAAAGAUGGAGUAAUUUAACAGAAAAUAACCAUUUGAUAGUUGAUAAAGACAAGGAUUUAUUUAACAUAAAUUCUGAUUUUUGUGAAGACCCCUCUGACUCUGGAAUAUUUGGUUGCAAUGUGAAUAACACUGUGAUAUCGUGGGAACCAUGCUUCUUCUCACAAGCCGAUCCCGUGUCUGUGAUAACAGAGAGUUUUGGUGACCAUUUUUCAUGCAACUCUACGAGACGCCAUAUACCACUGGUGAAUAAAUGUGAUAAAUCGUUCCAUUGUGAAGACAAAACCGACGAAAUGAAUUGCACUAUGAACGAACAUGGCCUUGUGCAGGACGUUGAAUUGUUCCCGACAAUUUUUCCUGAGAGACUUGAGGAAGGAUCCUAUUUCCAAUGUGGAAGUAAGGAAUGGAUUUCAAUAGCUGCAAAAUGUGAUACUGUAAUAGACUGUUUAGAUGCAUCUGAUGAAAUUUAUUGUUUGCGAAAUAAUGCAGGAUGCAACAAAAACGAAUUUGCUUGUGCUGAUGGAAGCUGUAUAAAACAAGGUCAAGUCUGCGAUUUUAAACCAGAUUGCACUAAUGCAGAUGAUGAAUUCUGUGAGCUUCGGAAUUGUGGACUGAAUGAAUAUGUAUGCGAUAACAAGCAAUGUAUUCCUUACAACAAGAGUUGCGAUGCAGUGCCGCACUGUAUAGAUGGUAGCGACGAAAUAAAAUGUGCGUCUUGUAGAGACUCUUUCCAUUGCGAUGUUGAUAGAUGUAUAAGUAAUAUACUGGUUUGUGACAAAGUGCGUGACUGUCAAGACGGUAGUGACGAAAGUGAUUGUACGGAUAACCACGUUUUAACAUGCGGGGAUUUGUGGGAGAGAGGAUAUCAUGAGUCAGGUCAAUACCUUAUAGACGGUAUAAAUGUGUACUGUGACUAUAGAUUAACAGGAGUGACAUCUAGAUCAAUCACAAUGGAAAUCAAAAAUUUAGAUUGGGAUCCCAGAUAUGCUGCUAUACACACAUUUACUUCCGAGGAAACGUUUCCGUUGUAUUUAACUUUACGGGGUUUAUUCAACGAUUUGUUUUUUAGGAACAACAGUAUUUGCACGAUGGAUGUCCAAAGUACAUGUCACCUAUCAGAAUACGCUGCAUCAAUUUACGACUUGAAAUAUAAACAAGCUACUAAUAUAACUUGUCAAUGCUUAAUCGAGACAUUUAUGUUAGCCAACAUUACCUUUGGUGUCGAAGGACACUAUCGUAGCUUCGUUGGAAAGAAUUUAGGAAUUAGAAGUUUAGUAGACCACGAUACGGAGCACAAACAACUGGCAUCUUGCAAUGGAAAUGAAACGGUUCGUUAUGACCUUACCUUCUACGCAUUUAAUUUGGAUAAAAAUGUAUUAUAUGUUGAUCCAAGCGUGGCGGAGGGAACAGUUCCGAUUGACAUCAGAUUAAACCAGAUUUCGUGCGCUUAUAAUUACUCCGUGGCAAUUGAUGAAGACUUUUAUGAUUGCAACGGAGAUAACACGAAGAUAAGAAAAUCUCAAUUGUGUAUAUAUGAUGAAGAUGCAACAGGUUAUAUAAUAGGAUGUAGGUCGGGGAUGCAUCUGCAAAAUUGCGACGACUUUGACUGUCCUAGAAAUACAGUAAAAUGUCCAAAUAGUUACUGUAUUUCCCUAAGGUUUGUUUGUGAUGGGAGGUUCCAGUGCCCUGGUGGGCAAGAUGAACAUAAUUGUACAUGUGACAGUAAAGAUAGAGACAUCAUUAUAAUGAUAGAGGAUACAAAGAGACCGACACAUAGUCAAACAGCCGCUGAACUAUUGGCCAAGCAAUUUUCGUCUGGAAACAGUGAAGUUAGGUUACUGUAUUUUAAAGGGAAACCCAGAAUACACAAAUUUCCUCUUAUACACCGACUUUUAGAAAUACGUGAAAAGUAUAUGUUGGACUUCGACGCAAUAAGUUCUGACUGUACCUAUAAAACAAUGGCUCGUAAUAUACUUCCAUCUUUACAAUUUUCAAAACGAGAAACGAAGGCUAUCGUAUUCAUAGAAGAUAGCAUAGAGUCAUCUACUGUCGCUAAGAUCAUGUUUUCUAAUAUAUCUAAUCAAGCUUUCAAAAUGUAUCGUGUCAUUAAAAACUUCAGUUAUUCAGUUGACAAUAAAAGAACAUAUGAUUCUGUGAAUGAUGUUCGCAUUUCCAGAUGGAAUGCAUUACAUGCUGUAGGAUAUAGGCUUUUCCCAGAAAUAUGCAAAGAAGCGUCAUAUGUGCCAUGUGCUGGUGGAUUUAGAUGUUACUCCAGUAAGCAAUGUAUCCCGCUGAACCAAGUAUGUGACGGAAUAGCUCAAUGUAUCAAUCGCGACGAUGAACACAUGUGCGAUUUUGAAUGUCAUCAAAAAUGCAAGUGUGGAGGCGGAGUUGUGGAAUGUCGAGAGGUUAAUUUAACUAUUUUAGAGAUACAUGCUCUGUCAAGAAGAACCCGAAGUGCAGACCUAAGUCAUAACAUUAGAAUCAAGGAUGUUUUAUCCACGGAAAAUCUUCAUUUUCCUUUCAUGUUGAAUUUAGAUGUCUCAUAUUGUAAUAUAGAACUUGUAAGCAAUAUGGCAUUUUCAGACAUAAAUAAUUUAUUGAAACUCAACUUGAGCUACAAUUUUAUAAAAGCACUUGCGAAUAAUGUGUUUGGAGAUCUUCGUCAUCUCGUCGAGCUAGAUCUCGAUGGAAAUUCCGAAUUAAUGGAGAUAUCUUCUUUAGCAUUUCAAGGUUUACAAAGUAUUAAAGCAUUAAGAAUAUCGGGAACUAAACUGAAGAAAAUUUCAACACUUACAUUCUCAAAUUUGAAAUUGCAAACUAUUGAUAUAUCAAACAACAACAUUCUUGAAAUUGAAAAUUACGCAUUUAGCAAUACAUCUGUUAAUAAGAUUAACUUUGAAGGUAACAAAAUAAUCAAAUUUCAUAAGCUCAUUUUUAAAGAUGUUUUUUCACUAAACGAAUUACGUACACCGGCGUAUAAAUUUUGCUGCAUACGUCCGUGUUACGUCAAAGAAAGAAACUGUUAUCCUCCAAAAAAUGAGUUUUCUUCUUGCGAUGACCUGAUGAGACAUCCAAUUCUGCAGGCAGUUUUAUGGCUGGUCGGGCUAGCUUCAUUAUUCGGAAAUCUCGGAUCAAUUGUUUAUCGAAUUGUGUACGACAGACAAAGACUAAAGAUAGGUUAUGGAAUAUUUGUGACGAAUUUGGCAUCCGCUGAUUUCUUAAUGGGUGUAUAUCUUAUAGUGAUAGCAUGUGUUGAUUCCGUUUAUCGAAGCAGGUAUAUUUACAUGGAUGACCAAUGGAGAAACAGCAUAUGGUGUACCCUGACCGGAUUUUUGUCAACCGUCUCUUCUGAAGCAAGCGUCUUUUUCUUGUGUCUUAUAACAAUUGAUAGACUUCUUGUAAUCAAAUAUCCUUUUGGACACGUAAGGUUUACACCAAAGAGCGCGCAUAUUUGCUGUUGCAUUUGCUGGUUAAUUGCAACAACUCUGGCGGCUAUUCCUAUUUUUUACACAAGCUAUUUCAAAAACAAGUUCUACUCCAGAUCUGGAGUAUGCAUUGCACUACCUUUGUCACGUGAUAAACCUCCGGGCUGGAUGUAUUCCGUGUCAAUAUUUGUCGGCUUAAAUUUCGGAACCUUUAUCCUUGUUGCAUUUGGUCAGUUGUCAAUCUUUUUGGAACUUCGAAAAUCUAGCAUGGGUGUCAAGAAAACACAGCAAUCAAGAAAAAGGGAUCUGCAAGUAGCCAAAAAUCUAAUCCUUGUUGCAACAACCGAUUUCCUUUGCUGGUUCCCAAUAGGACUAAUGGGGAUUAUUUCAUUGAAUGGAUACUCAAUCUCUGGUGAUGUUUAUGCAUGGACAGCAGUGUUCAUACUUCCUUUGAACUCGGCGUUAAAUCCUUUUCUAUACACACUUUCGGCCAUAAUUGGGAAAAAGACUUUUAAUCCAAGUAUAGAGGAGCAGAGCAGAAUUGAAAUUGAAAGAGAAAGAGGUUCGGCUAUCUUGCAGUACACAGAUGUAAGUCGAUCGGUUAGAACUAAACGAGAACUUGUGCCAGGUGGGAAGACAAGAAAGAUCAAGGAUGUUCUUGAUGAAAACAUGUCUGUAGCAAGUGUAACUGCAAUAUCUUAUCAACUUGCCAAUUAUCUAGAUCUUCUACAUAAUUCAUCUAUUACCGUUGAGAAUCUUUCAGAAACCAACACUUUUAUCCGAUACAGAAACAAAAAGGCAAAAAGACCAAUUAUUGUUCUGGAUACGAAAAUGACCCUUGUGGACGACGAUAAAAAGAAAGCGGAGAAUAUAUAUCAAUAUGGAUGUCUGCUUCGAAAGAUGGUCGCAAGAUGCAAAACGAAAGACUAAAACGCUUCCGAACAAGUUCAAAAAUACAAAAACGUGUGUAUAUUGUUUGUAAGAAAGAUAUAUUUGAAUAACAUGUAAAGGUCUGUUGAAUGAAGUAUAGAAGUAUACUUAAUAUUGAAGAUUAAGGAAAUGAAAUAAAAGAACCUUUCCUAAAAAAUCAAAUAAAGCUAACACUAAGUGUGCGAGCUAUCAUGACAUGCUGUAUAGUGCUGACAAAUGUAGAAAAAAAACUUAUUGUUUUAAGAUUAUUGUUAGUAAACGUGUUGUUUAAGUUGUCUUGUUGUUAUAAACGUAGUUAGUAUUGUUGCUCGUAUUCUUAUUUUUGAUUAUUCUAAACCAUGUUGUUGUGAGUAUUUAUUACUACUAAUGGUGUCACAGACUGAUCAUAGUUCAAGUCUUUAAGGUGUCAUUAUUUUGUUCGUUUUAUAGUGACGGUUCUUGCGUGCUUGAAAAGAUCUCAUAUGUCCGUUUAUCUAAAUAAUCUAUUCGCCUACAUGAUUUUACUAUUAACGAUAAUGUGUGUUUGUAUUAUUGGAUUAUUCGUAAUGUAAAUUUACUUAAUAGUUUUUUUUUUGUAUUUAUUGUCUGUGUUUAUUUUAUUUUUUUUUGUUUGUUGUUGAUAUAAAAUAUUUAAAGGAAAAUUUUGAUGACACUUUAUUAUCACUGUAUAAAUUAGGGUCACGUAACUUAUUUAAUAUUUGUUUUAAGUCUUUGUUCGUUUGUUUUUAUUUUUACAGUUUCCCUUUUUAUAAUAAUAUACAUCAAGGUCUUCUAACUGAUCCUGAUAUUGAAUUUAUAGGUUAGAUAAAUAAAAGUUAAGGUCGUUGACUUCAAACCACUUGCCCCUGACCGCUGUGGGUUCGAAUCUCGACAGGGACUUUGGGUUCUUUCAUGUAAGAAAGCUAUCCAGCGUGCUUCCGGAACGUCGGUGGUUCUACUCAGGUGCCCGUCCGUGCCUGAAAUAAUGCAAGGAAGGGCACCGGAGGUCUUCCUCCACCAGUAAAGCUGGAACGUCGCUAAAUGACCUACACUGUGUCGGUGUGACGUUAAGAACCCAAACAAAUGUAAGUUAUUCGUUGACAUUAUAAAUUAUUUUAGUAUAGAAUAUGUCCUAAGAUUUAAAAUAUCGACUCAAAGUUUCCAAUUUUAGGGCAGAUAAUUCAAAGUUAGCUCGAUGACCUACAUUGUGUACGCUUAAAAUGUUUCUGUUGUUUUAUUUUAUAUAUAUAUAUUCUAAGAUCAUACCAUGUUUAAACAAUUUCUUUUAUGCAGCUUUCGUUUUUUAUCAUUAUGAAACUAUUGCAUGCCCCUAUAAUAAUCUUAUUAUGUUUUGUAAAUUAGUUUUGUUUUAUUGUGAAUUCUUAGUAGCGAUUUGACAAAUAUACUUUGCUUACUGAUGUAAAUAUUUUACCUUUGUCUCCUCCGACACUCUAGCUGGGCUCAAGUCGUUAUGUGAUUCUGACUUACAACCGAACACAGCUACACGGUUGGUUGUCUGUUGUCCAUCGCCAGACCACCAUUUACAAUUGUUUAAAAUUAAACUUUCUCUUUAAACACAUGGCAUAAAUUUAUUAAACCCACCUAUAUUCCUUGAAAGAGGCUCUGCCAAAGUGUUUCGGAAAAUGAUUCCGGUUUAUUGCAUUUCUGGGUCACAGACAAUAAAAAUGGAUUUUGUAAGUGAUACUUUUGAAAAUCUUCUUCUCCAAAACCAACAAGACAUAAAGCUUAAGCUUUAUAGUUUGUUCACUUAUUAAACCUAGAGUUGACGCUGACGUCGCUUGAUGGUCGCUUAAAUUUACACAGCCUCAUACCUCUUGUCAAUAACUGGGAGGCCUAGAGCUUAGAUAUGUCGAAUGUAUUAUUGCGCAGUAGACCAAUACCACUAGUCUUUUACACAAA
Molecule: messenger RNA, 7786 nt
Organism: Ruditapes philippinarum (Manila clam)
Lineage: Eukaryota; Metazoa; Mollusca; Bivalvia; Venerida; Veneridae
Exons: 27
Coding region: 59-5887 (1942 amino acids)
Biological process (GO): G protein-coupled receptor signaling pathway
Cellular component (GO): membrane
Molecular function (GO): G protein-coupled receptor activity; protein binding
Source: RefSeq, a predicted model, not a curated record